AUGUCCGACGUAGCGACCCGCCCAUCCCGUCGACGUCGUCACGCCUCCUCAUCACACGCGCCCACCAGCCCUGAAACAUCGCGCAACCCCGCCUCACCCGAUAAGCGCAGGCCGUCGAUCGCGACAGAUGAUCGGACGGAGCUGGAGCUGCUGGUGCUGAGCACCGAGGAGUUUGAGAAGGAGGUGGAGCGAAGGCUGGGCUUGGGCCGCCCUGGUGCGGUCGAGGAGGCUACUCUCAGCGAGCCGGUGCUAUUGCCUAGACCGAAGACUAAGGAAGAAGAGGAAGCCCUGCAUGCGAAAGUCAUGGAUCUCCUCCGAGCGCGAGUAACAGCUUUGGAAAAAGAAGAAGACCCCGAGUUUGACCCCCUCUGUCCACUGCCCCAGGACCUAGCAGGGAUACAAGAUGACCCCCUCUUUGGGAAACUGGAAACGCUCGCGACGCAGAUCGUUAGCACUCAGCCCUGCGCUACUGGUAUCCCUGAGCGACUGUGA
Dacryopinax primogenitus is the source of this 492-nucleotide messenger RNA. RefSeq lists its product as uncharacterized. The transcript is spliced from 2 exons. NCBI's taxonomy places the organism in Eukaryota, Fungi, Basidiomycota, Dacrymycetes, Dacrymycetales, Dacrymycetaceae. The coding region runs from base 1 to 492 and encodes 163 amino acids. The record is from RefSeq and is a predicted model, not a curated record.